This is a messenger RNA of Sinocyclocheilus grahami, 328 nucleotides long. Its product is annotated as peptide-N(4)-(N-acetyl-beta-glucosaminyl)asparagine amidase-like. Gene Ontology annotation, cellular component: cytoplasm. The transcript has 2 exons. The coding region runs from base 13 to 294 and encodes 93 amino acids. Gene Ontology annotation, biological process: glycoprotein catabolic process. Lineage: Eukaryota; Metazoa; Chordata; Actinopteri; Cypriniformes; Cyprinidae. The record is from RefSeq and is a predicted model, not a curated record.
GCUCCAGUAGGAAUGAAGAUAAAGUCUGCUUCGGUCCGAGCCUUCAGCCAGACCUUCCAUUCAGGCAGCGUGCGUUGGAGUUUACGCUCCGCCGAGACCACCAUAGAGUUCCCUGGAGAUGGUGAACUGCACUCCUCUUCAAGUCUGUCCGGAGGCAAAGAGCUGAUUGUGGAGGCAGAGCUCACAGGAGGAGAGGGUGAAGUGUCAUGGCAACACGCUCAGCUCUUCAGACAGAGUUUAAAAGACACAGAGAAAGUUUUAUUUGAAAUCUUGGUUGAAAUGGAUGAGUCUUGAUGAGAGAUUAGCAUGUAUACAUCUCUUGCAAGUA